This is a messenger RNA of Penicilliopsis zonata CBS 506.65, 2163 nucleotides long. RefSeq lists its product as hypothetical. The record is from RefSeq and is a predicted model, not a curated record. The transcript has 10 exons. The coding region runs from base 1 to 2163 and encodes 720 amino acids. Gene Ontology annotation, biological process: meiotic recombination checkpoint signaling; synaptonemal complex assembly. Gene Ontology annotation, cellular component: nucleus. Lineage: Eukaryota; Fungi; Ascomycota; Eurotiomycetes; Eurotiales; Aspergillaceae.
AUGCCCGCAACCACCGAAAGGGAUCAGAAUGGACAAGUCUCCGAACCGGAAAUACGGGAUGGUCUUCAGCUUCAACACCAGCAGAGCUUGGAAAUGGUGCAGAUCAUGCUCCACGUUACGCUGGGAACGCUGUUCUAUCUCCGAGAGUUUUUACCGCUUGAAUGUUUCGAUGACCGCGAUCUGAAACAGGCUCACCGAGAACAAAAAUUCUCCUACGAGGAUUUUGUUAGUAGCAGCGGUGCUCCUUCUAGUCUGUCGGAAAGUGUUUCUGAACAGACAUUCGGACAGAGAAAAAGGGGUCAACCUUUGAAGAUUUUGCUUCGAAAUACGAAUCCUAAGACAGACAUGAUUCUAGAUCUCCUGGAACAUGGAAUCUUCGAUGCCCUCAAAAAGAGAGUCUUGGAAGCGAUUCAGUUAACUGUCGUUGUGGACAAGGAGGCACCGGAAAACGUGUUGGAGACUUACACCUUUUCUUUCAAAUAUACCUCGCAGUCCACCGACCCAAACAGCUGCUUGGAGAGCCUCUCUCUAGACCCAGUGGGCUGUGUGGCGGAUAUGAGGACAACCCAAGCCGCAAGAACGGGCCUGGAGAUGAUAGUUAGGCGCCUGAUAACGCUCAGCGCCUUUCUUCCAAUUCUCCCUAAUAAGCGGAGUUUGGGAAUUCAUCUUUUCUACACGAAGGACUGCUCUCCGGAUUACGACCCCCCGGGGUUUACAGCCAGCAAGGACGACAUCAUUCGGUAUCCUUUGGAGGAGAAUUGGCGCAAAGAAAGUCAAUCUUGCGGUUCAAUGACCACUGCAGACCACAAGGUUGGUCUCAGGGUCACCUCCAUGAAGUGGACAGGCCCGGACUUAGAGGGCUCUGAUGCCGCCCCUGCGAUCCCGGAAGAUAUUGAAUAUCAUGACGAAGUAGUGCGUGGUUCGGAUAUCGGGUUCCCCGAAGACGAGGAACUCUCUUCUCAGGCCGAGAAGGCAAAAAACAAAAACGAAGGGACCACACAAUCCACAUCGAUCCACGGUGACAUGUCCCAGGUUGCGGAAAGCUCGCUCGAAUCAACGCAAGCCCGCCAAGAUAUCAUGGGAAAGCAAAGACUACAGCAGAUGAUUCCGACCUCGUCUUUCUACUCUGGAAGCGAUCUUGUUCCUACCCAGCCACUGCAUGCCAAACCCGUCAAAGAUAUCGAAAGCGAGAAGUUGUCCCAGAUCACUACAGAAAAGUUUGUCCUUUCUGCAGCCAAAGCUGCCGAGAUUAAAGCCUAUCGAUUGUUGCAGGACCACAACGAAAGUGAAAGAGGUAUGGUCGAUUGCCAGUGCGACUGGGAUGGAGAGGAACCCGAAAUGCUGGAAUGUUCCUUCUGUCGUACACGCCAACAUUUGAUCUGCUACGGGUAUCGCAACAAGCAAGAUGCUAGACUCCCCGACAUACACGCAUGCUAUAAAUGUCUGCUCCUGCCAAAUGAACCUCGUGUUUUGCGCUCCAUCCAGGAUCUUGUUCCCCUGCGCAGAGCUUUACUAGUGAUCCUCGAUGAUGGGUAUCCUUUAAAGAUCGGUGAUCUCGGAGAGAAGAUUCACUGCAGCGGGCCCACUGCGAAACAGAUCACCGAUGAGCUCAAGAAGCGGGGGAUUCUCGAAUCAACCCCCGGUUCGAAGGCCCGAGGGUUUUCCCGUACGGGCCUGCCGAGAUAUCGCAUCGUCGAGACAGAAGAAGCUCGCCAGACGAUGGAAGAGAAGAUCUUAAACCCGAUGGCUAAGAUCGAUGACCAUUACGUCCACUCCGGCACUCAUACAGGACGCAAACAGGCCGAAAAAGAUGAUAGUAGCGCCGACAGCAACGACGACGGGGAGGACAAGCAAGAGACCCCGCGGAUGAGCUUACGGCAAACGCGCAAGAGAAAACAGCUUGACGAGAAGGCGACGCCGAAAAGCGCAGCCAGCACACGCGUCACCCGCUCUUCAGAGGCCGCAGUGGCGCCUGCCACACCGACGAGCGCCGUCAGCACACGGGUCACCCGUUCUUCGGAGGCAGCCGCCCAGGCGACGCUGGCGAAGGACAGCCCCGACGGUGACCAGAGCCUGCGGCGGAGCAGUCGCAAGAAACGCAAAAUGAGCAAUUACCGGCAUCUAAUUGAUAUUGGGGCUUCUCCUAGCGGAGAUGAAAAGUGA